Molecule: messenger RNA, 9706 nt
Organism: Notolabrus celidotus (New Zealand spotty)
Lineage: Eukaryota; Metazoa; Chordata; Actinopteri; Labriformes; Labridae
Gene: myo5aa
Product: myosin VAa
Exons: 40
Coding region: 458-6004 (1848 amino acids)
Biological process (GO): vesicle transport along actin filament; actin filament organization
Cellular component (GO): cytoplasm; actin cytoskeleton; vesicle
Molecular function (GO): ATP binding; microfilament motor activity; actin filament binding
Source: RefSeq, a predicted model, not a curated record
AGAUACGUUAUUGUAUUUCAGACAAGCGGUGAGGUUUGCAAAAGUAGCUUCAAAAUCAACCUGAGUGACAAUGAUUUAUCCUUUCAGUCGAUUUAGAUGUUUUGAGGUUCUGCCUCGAAUGAAAAAAAAACAGAAGAUUUUUGUUGAUGUGAUUUCAACAUCUGACCAUCAGGGGGCGCAGUUUUCCACGCGGCCGCAGACCCCACCGGUUUGGCUGAAUCAUUUCAUCCAUCAUACCCAGAAUGCAAAGUGAGACACCGAAACCUCAGCUGCAGCCUGGAGCUUGUUUUCACUUUAUCAUGGCGUUAAGAAGAAGCACCUCUUCCCCGUGAGCUGCUGCAGCGACAAACACUGUCCUCCUCCUCCGCUGCAUGAAAACACUCACCGAGUCCAUGCAGCGCGCAGACCCGCCGGAGCUUGAGCCCAGAUUGUAGUAAGGACACAGAGACUGAGCGCCAUGGCAGCGUCGGAGCUGUACACAAAGCGUGCUCGGGUGUGGAUCCCAGACACAGAGGAGGUGUGGAAGUCCGCUGAGCUGAGCAAGGACUACAAAAAUGGCGACGCCUCCCUGCAGCUCAUACUGGAAGAUGGAACGGGCCUUGAGCACAAAUUGGACCCCAAGACGAAGAACCUGCCUUACCUACGAAACCCCGACAUCCUGGUGGGUGAGAAUGACCUCACAGCGCUCAGCUACCUCCACGAGCCGGCCGUGCUGCACAACCUCAAAGUCCGCUUCUCGGACUCCAAGCUCAUCUACACUUACUGCGGAAUCGUCCUGGUGGCGAUCAACCCAUAUGAGACGCUGCCGAUAUAUGGCACCGACAUCAUCAAUGCCUACAGCGGUCAGAACAUGGGAGACAUGGACCCACAUAUCUUUGCUGUGGCAGAGGAGGCGUACAAACAGAUGGCCAGGGAUGAGAGGAACCAGUCGAUCAUUGUGAGCGGGGAGUCUGGAGCAGGGAAAACUGUUUCGGCCAAAUAUGCCAUGAGAUACUUUGCUACAGUCAGCGGCUCUGCCAGUGAGGCCAACGUGGAGCAUAAAGUGCUGGCUUCCAACCCCAUCAUGGAGGCCAUAGGAAAUGCAAAGACCACCCGAAAUGACAACAGCAGUCGCUUUGGGAAGUACAUCGAGAUCGGCUUCGACACCCGCUACCGUAUCAUCGGUGCCAACAUGAGGACAUAUCUGCUGGAGAAAUCUCGAGUGGUGUUUCAGGCGGAUGAGGAAAGGAAUUAUCAUGUCUUCUAUCAGCUCUGUGCUUCAUCUCAUCUGCCUGAGUUCAAGACUCUGAGGCUGAGCAGUGCAAACGAUUUCGUGUACACCAGGCAGGGCCGCAGCCCCGUUAUCGAGGGUGUGGACGACACCAAGGAGCUCAGCAACACUCGCCAUGCUUUCACAAUGCUCGGUAUUAAUGAGACCUAUCAGAUGGGGUUGUUUCAGGUUUUGGCUGCUAUUCUUCAUCUGGGAAACGUGGAAAUAAAAGACAGAGACUCGGACAGCAGCAUCAUUCCUCCCAAUAAUCGCCACCUGACAGCGUUCUGCGAGUUGGUUGGCGUGUCCUACCAGGACAUGACUCAGUGGCUGUGUCACAGGAAGCUGAAGACGGCCACAGAGACGUACAUCAAGACCCUCCCUCGCCUUCAGGCCACCAAUGCUCGCGACGCGCUGUCCAAACACAUCUACGCCAAACUCUUCAACUGGAUUGUGGAGCACGUUAACAAAGCCCUGAUCACCAACAUUAAGCAGCACUCCUUCAUCGGGGUCCUCGACAUCUACGGGUUUGAGACAUUUGAGAUCAACAGCUUUGAGCAGUUCUGCAUCAACUACGCUAAUGAGAAACUCCAGCAGCAGUUCAACAUGCAUGUGUUCAAGCUGGAGCAGGAGGAGUACAUGAAGGAGCAGAUCCCCUGGACUCUAAUCGACUUCUACGAUAAUCAGCCCUGCAUCAACCUCAUAGAAGCCAAGAUGGGCAUCCUGGACCUGCUGGAUGAGGAGUGCAAGAUGCCCAAAGGUUCAGAUGACUCAUGGGCUCAGAAACUCUACAACACCCACCUGAAGACCUGCUCCCUCUUCGAGAAGCCACGCAUGUCCAACCGCGCCUUCAUCAUCCAACACUUUGCUGAUAAGGUGGAGUACCAGUGUGAUGGUUUUCUGGAGAAGAACAAGGACACAGUGAAUGAAGAACAGAUCAAUGUGCUGAAGGCCAGCAAGUUCCCCUUGCUGGUGGAGCUGUUCCAGGAUGGAGAGAAAGCCACCAGUCCCACCGGUCAGGCUCCCGGUACUGGAGGCCGGACCCGCCUCAGCGUCAAACCUGAGAAGGGCCGUGACAAGAGCAGCAAGGAGCACAAGAAGACCGUCGGCUGCCAGUUCCGUAACUCUCUGCAAAUGCUGAUGGAGACCUUGAACGCAACCACUCCCCACUAUGUCCGCUGCAUCAAACCAAACGACUUCAAGCUGGCCUUCACGUUUGAUCCCAAACGUGCAGUGCAGCAGCUCAGAGCUUGCGGUGUUCUGGAAACAAUCCGCAUCUCUGCUGCAGGUUUCCCAUCCAGAUGGACGUACCAGGAGUUCUUCAGCCGGUACAGAGUGCUGAUGGUACAAAAGGACGUGUUACCUGACAAGAAGUUGACCUGCAGGAACGUUCUGGAGAAACUGGUGCAGGAUCAGGAUAAGUACCAGUUUGGUAAGACCAAGAUCUUCUUCAGAGCCGGCCAGGUCGCCUACUUGGAGAAGUUGAGGGCGGACAAACUGCGCGUUGCCUGCAUCCGCAUCCAAAAAACCAUCCGCUGCUGGCUGGCCCGCAAGAAGUAUCUCCGCAAGCGCAGUGCUGCCAUCACCAUCCAGAGGUUCACCAGAGGAUACCAGGCCCGCUGCCUGGUCAAGUUCAUGCGUCGCACUCAGGCAGCCACCAUCAUCCAGAAGUACAGGAGGAUGUACGUGGAGAAGAAACGCUACAGGCAGAAGCAGGCAGCAGCUCUGGUCAUGCAGACGAUCCUCAGAGCCUACAUGGCCCGGCAAAAGUACCAGGCGCUGGUGCGUGAGCACAAGGCAGUCAUCAUUCAGACACGCGUUCGCGGCUGGUUGGCUCGCUGCUGGUACAAGCGCUGCCUCGUCUCCAUCGUCUACCUGCAGUGCUGCAUCCGCAGGAUGAGGGCCAGGCAUGAGCUGAAGAAGCUGAAGGUCGAGGCUCGCUCAGUGGAGCACUUCAAGAAGCUCAACAAAGGCAUGGAGAACAAGAUCAUGCAGCUGCAGAGAAGAAUCGACGAGCAGACUAAGGAUAACCGGUCGAUCAACGAGAAGCUGGUUGGUAUGGAGACUUCCUUCACAGCAGAGUGCGAAGGUCUGCGUACGGAGCUGAAUCGUUUGAAAGGAGCGGAGGAAGAGGCCAAGAACAAAACCAACCAGGUCAACUCGCUGCUGGAGGAGCUGGAGAGGCUGAAGAAGGAGCUGAGCACCACGCAGCAGGAGAAGAAGACCAUCGAGGACUGGGCAACGACCUACAGGAGCGAGAUGGAGAAAAUGGUCUCAGAGCUGAAGGAUCAGAAUGGCUCCCUGAAGAAAGAGAAGGACGACUUGAACAGGUCGAUUCAGGAACAGAGUCAGCAGAUGACAGAGAAAAUGACCCGUGCAAUAGCACAGGAGACUCAACAGCUGGAGACCGAUCUGAACGAGGAGCGCUCUCGAUAUCAGAAUCUCCUGACCGAACACCUUCGCCUCGAGGAGAAAUACGACGACCUGAAGGAGGUGAUGGCAUCCUCGAACAUCUCAAAGCCUGGACACAGGAGAACAGACUCCACCCACAGCAGCAACGAAUCAGAGUACACCUACAACUCCGAGUACGCCGAAUUGGAAGAAGGUUCCCGUGCCGCAGAAGAUGUAACUCGAGGUAUCGACACUUCGCUGACACUCAAGCUGCAAAAACGUCUCACAGAACUGGAGCAAGAAAAGCAAUCACUGCGCAACGAACUGGAAAACAAAGAGGACCAGUUCCAGCGGGCUAGAGCCAGGGAUGAUGCAGAGUUUAAGAAGGCUCGUGGUGCAGAGCUGGAGUACGAGUCCCUGAAGCGUCAGGAGCUGGAGUCCGAGAACAAGAAGCUGAAACACGACCUGGCAGAGAUGAGACAAAGCCUGCUGGGGGACAAAGCGACUGGUGCUGGGGCCCCAGGCUCACCUGCUUACAAGGUGCUCUUGGAGCAGCUCAAUGCCUCCUGUGAGGAGCUGGACGUCCGCAAGGAGGAAGUGCUGAUCCUGCGCUCUCAGCUGGUCAGCCAAAAAGAAGCCAUGCACCACAAGGAGACCAUGACCGAGCCAUCCAUCUAUGCCGAGGAUGUGUCCAAACUGAAGGACGCUGACGAGCUCAAGCAGGCUUGCAUUGGCCUCAAAGACACCAACAGAUCUGCUGCUCCAGACUUCCAUAAGCUGAAUGAGGACGGAGAGCUGUGGCUGGUUAAUCAGGGCUUAAAGGAAACCAUCAGGUUGCUGGAGCACCAACUGCAGACUCAGCGGAGAGGUUACGAUAGUGAGGUGGAGUCUCUGCGAGGCGAGCUGCAGAACGUCAAAGAGGAGAACAACCGUCAGCAGCAACUCUUGGCUCAAAACCUGCAGCUUCCUCCAGAGGCUCGAAUCGAAGCCAGUCUGCAACACGAGAUCACCCGUCUGACCAACGAGAACCUGGAUCUGAUGGAGCAGCUGGAGAAGCAGGACCGAACUAUCCGCAAGCUCAAGAAGCAGCUGAAGGUUUACUCCAAGAGGAUUGGAGAGAUGGGAGCGGGUCAGGCGGAGGGGCAGACGUCUCCAGGGCAGAUGGUAGAUGAGCCAAUUCAUCCAGUCAACAUCCCUCGCAGAGAGAAAGACUUCCAGGGGAUGCUGGAGUACAAGAAGGAGGAUGAGCUCAAACUAGUCAAGAACCUCAUCCUUGAGUUGAAGCCUCGCGGUGUGGCCGUGAAUCUGAUCCCAGGUCUGCCAGCCUACAUCCUCUUCAUGUGUCUGAGACAUGCAGAUUAUGUCAAUGAUGACCAGAAGGUCCGCACUCUGCUCACCUCCACUAUCAACAGUAUCAAGAAGAUCCUAAAGAAACGAGGAGAUGACUUUGAGACGGUCUCCUUCUGGCUGGCUAACACCUGUCGCUUCUUACACUGUCUGAAACAAUACAGCGGAGACGAGGCCUUCAUGAAACACAACACAUCGCGGCAGAAUGAGCACUGUCUGUCGAACUUUGACCUGGCUGAGUACAGACAGGUGAUUAGUGACCUGGCCAUCCAGAUCUACCAGCAGCUGAUCAAAUGCAUGGAGAAUAUCCUGCAGCCCAUGAUAGUCUCUGGCAUGCUGGAACACGAGACCAUUCAGGGCGUGUCGGGGGUGAAGCCCACAGGUCUCCGUAAGAGGACGUCUAGCAUCGCCGAUGAGGGCACCUACACCCUGGACUCCAUCCUGCGACAGCUCAGCGCCUUCCACUCCACCAUGUGUCAACAUGGCACCGACCCCGAGCUCAUUAAGCAGGUGGUGAAGCAGCAGUUCUACAUCAUCGGUGCUGUCACCCUCAACAACCUGCUGCUGCGCAAAGACAUGUGCUCCUGGAGCAAAGGCAUGCAGAUCAGAUACAAUGUGAGCCAGCUUGAGGAGUGGCUCAGAGACAAAGGUCUGAUGGUAUGCGGAGCCAAGGAGACCCUGGAGCCCCUGAUCCAGGCCGCUCAGCUGCUGCAGGUGAAGAAAAAGACUGAUGAGGAUGCUGAGGCCAUCUGCUCCAUGUGUUUGGCACUUACUACUGCUCAGAUUGUUAAAGUCCUGAACCUCUACACUCCAGUCAAUGAGUUUGAGGAGAGGGUGUCAGUUGCAUUCAUACGAACCAUACAGACCCGCUUGCGAGAUCGUUGUGAGAGUCCUCAGUUGUUGAUGGACACAAAGAUGAUUUACCCCGUCACCUUCCCGUUCAGCCCUUCCUCCCUCGCCCUGGAAACCAUCCAAAUACCAGGCUCGCUCAACCUGGCGUUCCUCACCCGUGUGUAAACAAAGGCCCCACAGGACUGCACAGAGUCCUGCAGCGACCGCGACAUGUUGGCCGCAGUUAGAAUUAAAAGUCACCUGACAAAAAAAAGAGAAAAAAACUUUUUUCCCUCAAAUAUCACAAGAUUUAAAAAAAGUUCUGAGCAUCACAAACCAAACAUAACUAGGAUUGUACCAACACAGUGGCGCACAUAUGUCUGAAAAAUAAUGAGCUCAUAAUUUGAAACACCCUGUCCUGUUCUUUGAAUAUAUCCCUGGUCUGAACCUUCACAUUCACAAAUACAACAUGCAAAAUAAUACACACAAACCCCAACACAAGCUGAACUGUCAACAUACAUCUGUAAAAUACAUCAACUGAACAUUGAAGUACACGCUACAGCCAUGUGCACCUGCACUAUUUCACACUUACAGUAACACACACACACACACACAUAAUCUCUGAUGUGAAUAAAAUCUGGAAAAAAAACACCAUCCAUCCACUGCUUGUAUAAACGCCUGAGAGGCCACUGGCCCAGAUCAAAGCCUCCAGUUCUUGCUCUGCACCGAAACCUGGGAUUGUCUCCGUGGUCUUGACCCCCCAGCUCCCUCCUCUAUGUUUCAACUAGUCGUUCAGAUAGUUUCUUCUCGUCAUUGUCUCGUUCUCCAGUGAGAAUGUACGCACACGACACACACAGGAGCUCUGAAAGGCGACGCUGAGACCUCACAGGAAGAAAAUACUUAAGAAAUAGCUUGACGUGUGAGUCCCAGUACAAAACCAGCAGAGGGAUAUGUGCUAAAGUAAGCUCUCUCCACUACAUGAUGAGGUAACCUGGACCAGGCUUUGUUCUGUCGUUUGUCAUUUUACUCUCUGAUCACAGUCGAGCCAAGACAGAACUCAUCGUCUGUACUAUAUUAUUUAUACAUAUAUAAAUAUAUAUAAAUAUUAAUAAUAUAUAUCAUGUAUUUUAUUUAUUGCAUCAACUUCUGACCCCCGCUUUCCUUUUUAGAGGAUUCUCUUUCUCAACAUGAAGGACGGGACCAUCAUUUCCCAGGAUGAGCAGCUGCAUUAGAACAGUUUUAGUCCAUUUUAAUCAAUUGUAGGCGAUUUAUGUCAAUAUCAGGUAAAAAUUAGAAGUAGUUCUAUAGUUUAAGGAUUGCCAGCACAGAUUAUGAGUAUUAGUUAGGUUUUGUCUUAACUUGGAGAUGUUGCUUUAUCAUGUUUAUCCUGCAUUUCUGGCAGAUGAAGGUGACAUUUAGAAAGUACGAGGUUGAAACUUGAUCAAGGGUUGAACCUGCUUCACUCUGAACUGUUACAGCUGUGAGCUGAGCGUCACAGGAAACACCGGCACAAAGAUAUUACUCACGCACACAACAUUACACUCUGCUCUACUGGUGUUUUUGCACUCCCCGCAUUUUGUUUUCUCUACUCGUCUUCUCUGGUCGCAGCUCGAGUCUGAGCAUUGAAUGUUUUACUCUUAUCAUUGUGGAAUUAUUUAUUUCAGUAUUGUCAUUUUCUUGGAUUACAAAGUUUUGUAUAAUGUUAAAGCCAUGUAUCACUGAGCAGAUAGCAUUCUCUGAAGUGAGUUUGAGAGAGAGCCUCAAUUCUGUCCAGCUUUACCACCGUGUUUAAGCUUUUAUUUGCCACACACACGCACACACACACACACACACACACACACACACACACACACACACACACACACACACACACACACCGACAAAGUGCAGCUCUGUGGACUGAAUCCUCUCUUCUCCUCUCCUCUACUUUCUUUUUGUUUGCCAAGAAGCACGACAUGGGCUAUUAUAACCAAAAAACAACCGAACAUUGACGCUUUCCCCACAUCUCAACUACACCUCGCGCAUAAAGUUUACAGUUUCAACGUAGCUGGACAUAUUUGUCUUUUCUGAUUGAUGGCAGAUUCUUUCGGAUUAGAUAUCCACAUGAAUUUGGCUCCUGCUCCCAGAUGCCGAGGGUGAUAUUGCAGUACACCCAUUACUAAACCAUUCAGGUAAACUGCGAUAGAAAAGCUGAACAGCAUGAACUGCUGCUACCGCUCUCAUCUAACCUGUCUGAGCUGGGGCUUACUCAUCAUUAGCAGUAACUAGACAUUUCCUUGCAUGCUCUAACUUUGUUUAAGCUCCGUACAAAGAGACCUGGGUGUAGCUGAGUGUUGAUGGACGGGUGUCAGGGAAUCAGCCCAUGUUGUACGAUAAAAGUCCUUUGUGUUAACUCUGUCCUCGCUGCCUCCUGUUCAGCACUUUUGCUUCCUGUUGUGCCAUUAGUAUUAACCGCCAACCAAAUUUGCCUCUCGCCCUCAUGUGAACCUUAUUUUAGUUUCGAAACCUCAUCCUUUCAGAAAGAUGUUGUUGUUUUGUUGAGGUGCUAACACACAAAGGAGAUUAGGAACGGUCCCUGAUGUAUCUUGUUAUUUUUAGAAAUGAUUAACAGAGUAAGCAAAAUAUUUCUGAGUAAUGUUUCAUUCAAUGAAGACAAGCUACAGACAAAAGUUGUACAUGGAGUGAAGAGAUUAGUAUGUGAAGGUAUUUAGUGUUGCACUUGUAUUUGAAAAUGAUCUGAUAUCCAUCCUCUCUCAUUGGGACCACGUGUUAUCAAUCUGCCUUUGUUCUAUUGUUUGGAUUAUUCGGUACUUCAAAGUAUGAUUUGUGUGAAGACAACAUAUCUGCUGGUCGUGGAGAGAAAAAGUGAAGGAAUAAAUUAAUGAAUGUGUUAAACUGUUAAUGACGUGUUUUUAGCUGCACAUUGUGGACAAAGCCUUAUCUGAAUUAUUUGCUAUCUGAAUGACAGAAUCGACCGUGUUUUGUUCUGUCAGCGUAGAGGUUUGUUUUUCAUUGUAAAAUAAAUAUGAAAUGUUAAAUGUGAUCAUUUUUGUUUUGAUAAGGUGCAUUUUGUCCUAAAGUUGGUGUCACAGAUGGGUUGCACUGUUUAGUCGUCAGUCAAACUGCACUUUUUAGACAUUGCUGAGGAAGUCAGGUGGAUGGAUAUGAAGCAUAAAAAGAAAACUUUACAUUAAAGAGUCUUUCUUCCUUAAAUUCCCACAUAUUAAUAAUCUGCGGCCUGUCAAGCUUCUUCCUAUACAUUCCCCAUCCCGUUAUAGCAGGCGCUUCAUUUUUUAGUGAUUCUUCUUCCUGUUUUGCUCAAACUUUCAAUCAACACGUGCCACAGGUUCAAAGAUGAACUCUUGUGGUUGAAGCUCCAGACUUCUCAGACUUGUGGAUUCAUGGGCUAAGAGUAUAGAUUGGGAAUAAAGGCCGGCCUUGAUAAAAAGUAGAAUAAAAAACAUUUUCAUUAAUUAGUAUGUUUGUUGAGCAGUGCUGUUGCUUCUCUUGUGCACUCAGACAGGAGAAAACUUCAUUCCUUCACUCUGCGUUUUUACAUUAAGGAGAGAUGGUUGUACGAUAUGACGUCGCCAUUAUAAAUUACCAUUGUUCUUAUCAGCACUAGCAUUGAUUGUGCCAUUUUAAGAUAAUUGUGAAAAACAACAAACACUAUAUCAUCACUCCAGCUGUUACUGUGGUUUACUGGUGUGAACAUACCGAAGCCAGAAACCAGAUGUUUCCUCUCUGACCCAUGUGUACAUUUGACAAACUGGACUGUUUGUAGUUUCUGGUAGCUGUGCUUAGUGAAUGUGUUCACCGUUAAGAAACUAAGAAACUUGGAAUAAAUUGUCAAAUCUGUAAAAGUAAAAUAAAAGAAUUCAGCACUGA